Gasterosteus aculeatus aculeatus (three-spined stickleback) is the source of this 3668-nucleotide messenger RNA. It is a transcript of the gene mindy4, whose product is annotated as MINDY lysine 48 deubiquitinase 4. Gene Ontology annotation, molecular function: K48-linked deubiquitinase activity; cysteine-type deubiquitinase activity. Lineage: Eukaryota; Metazoa; Chordata; Actinopteri; Perciformes; Gasterosteidae. The record is from RefSeq and is a predicted model, not a curated record. Gene Ontology annotation, biological process: protein K48-linked deubiquitination.
AGACUUACUUGCCCGUCGCCAUGGUAACGUACACCGCCAGACACGCAUAGUUUCCCCCAAACUGUAUUAUAAAUUAUUCACAAAUUCCGAGUUAUGCCGCAGCCUCGUUAUGUUCACUAACUUAAACUAUUAGCUAAACGCUGCAGGCAGGCCCGGGCCCUGUUGGCUAUCUGUGUGUUAGAGGAAGGCCAUCACCACGUCGCCACCAUUAUGACUGUAUCGGUUGAAGACGUGUCUUCGUCCGUUGUACGGGAAUAUCUGAGCCGGAAGGGACUGAAGAGGACGAUUGCUUGUAUGGAUGAAGAACAUCCACGCACGACAUCCAGUAUCAACAACAGAUCUCAACUGAGGCAGCUUCUCAACAUAGAGGGUCUCUAUAGAAAUAAUAAAGCUCAGAUCUCCCCCCUGAAAACGUUACUGGAAAUGAUUGUAAAGCAUCACAUUGAGGGCCUUAAGAAUGAUCAGAUCACCAUCAGUAAAAGUGAUUCCCUGCAGUCCGCUGUGAGCUGGAACGCUGAUUCUCCUGCUGAGACACCAACAGUGACGAGUGGCACAGAGACGGAGAAUAACACCGCUUUUGUUAUUAGUAAACAAAUCAAAUCAAGGUCUGAUACAAGAGAAAUACGCCCGUCUCAAUCCACACUUACAUCAUUAUUGCCUAAGACAGAUAGAGCGCCCAGUCUAAAUCACACAGAAGACCCGUCUUGUGACUCAGAAGCCUAUAAACACCAGCCACUAACGGCAGCCUUACGGAACAAUGAGAGCGUCCUCAGAAGAGAAGCAGAAAAAACCACUUCCACCACUGAGAGCACCCAAAGGACCAGAAUUAAUCGAACAAGACGUGGCAUGAUUGCUGGACCAAUCGCUAGUACACUUCAGGAAGCAAACAAAAAAAAGCCGAACCGAAGGCUAGAAGUGCGGCAGCAGCUACUCGGUGGAGAACUAGAAAACAAGCGGUCAAGUGAUGGACUUUUAGGGACUGGCGUACAUCAAAAAACCUCAGAGAGCGGCCUGUCUGAAAUCAACUCGGCUGACUGCUUACGGGGCCAACGGGAGUUGUGGAGUGCACCAGACAAAGUGCAGAGGGAAAAGAGCUUUGAAAAAGUGCAACAAGACACGUUGACGACUACAAAAGUAAAGUCUUUGGCCAGGCAAAAAGUGGCUUUGGAUGUGGCUGAGAUGGUUUUAGAUGACAUUGAUGAUGAUGAGGAUCUGCGUGAGCUCUCCAGAGUGUCCUUUCAGAGAGCCGGGACCGAGCGCAGCUACGCAGGCCGCCCGAUGGACCAGCACACUGCCACGGAAUUGAAAGUGCUUCUCCUUGGUUCAAGCUGUUUCAGUGUUGAGUGGAGGAAUCAAGGGUUCGCAUUCUCAGAAACGCAUGACCUGAGAUAUGGAAUUGUGCAGAAAAAGGGUGGUCCCUGUGGAGUUUUGGCAUCCAUGCAAGCCUUUGUUUUGAAGAAACUGCUGUUUGAAAACGUUGAAAGCAGUAACACAGGCCUUCAGAGGCUGAGACCCUCCAACACGACCAGAAGAAAGGUUCUGGCUUCAGCGACGGCUGAGAUACUGUGGAGGGCGGGCGAGGAAAAACAGGCCACAAUUGCAAUCAAUUCAGGGAGGAAUCAUUUCACCCCAACUGGACACUUCAAAUCUGAAGGAGUCUUUGAAAAGAUCACAUGUUUCACCGUGGAUAACAUCAAAGACCUGCAGGCGCUGCUGGAGCAGCAUAUCGAUCAGUUUGAGACCGGGGUGUCAGGAUGCAUACUGCUCACCAUAUCUGCAGUUCUCUCUCGAUCCAUAGAGAAAGUAAGAGGCGAUAUGGACGUGCCCACCGCCACACUCAUUGGUGCCCACAGCUACUGCACGCAGGAGCUGGUCAACCUGUUUCUCUGCGGCCGAGCCGUUUCUAACGUCUUUGACGAUGACAUGGAGCUGGACUCCGGCCACGGCAACAUGACUCUGCUGAAGGGAGUCAAAGGCCCGUGUGACGUCGGCCUGCUGUCCCUGUUUGAACACUACAACAUCUGUAAAGUAGGAGUUCACCUGAAGACCCCCCGUUUCCCCAUUUGGGUGGUGUGCAGCGAGAGCCACUUCAGCGUGCUGUUCGGCCUGCAGAGGGAGCUGUUGACCAAUCGGGGCCAAAGCAUGGAGUUUGAACUCUACUAUUACGACGGACUGGCCAAUCAACAGGAGGAGAUCCGCCUCACCGUCUCUGUUGGGGAAUCGGCCCUGCGCUGUCAAGACGACGACACAGAGCUCAUCCCUCCGCUGGAGCACUGCAUCCGGACACGGUGGAAGAACGCGAUAGUCAAUUGGAAUGACACAGAGCCUAUUCUCUAAUUGAUCACAUGGUUUAACGUUAUUGUUCUAUGAAACAAUUCUGUUACAUAUAUUUUCUUCAUAUUGUAUCAUGUUUUCUUCUAGUUGGUAAGAUAAUUGUUUACGUGAAAUAAUGGCCUUAGUGUAAUACAUCUCACAAUCAGGAAUCAGGAAACAUUUAUUGCCAUAAUGAGUCAUACAUACAAGGAAUUUGACUUGGCGGUUGGUGCGUAACAGCAGACAGUACGACAAUGGACGACAAGACAAGAAUAAAAUAAAAAAAAAUGCUACGGGUUAGUUUAAAAUAGGAAGGAAUAAAAGUUAAAGUUAAAAAUGAGGGCAGGCUGCAGCGUGUCAUCCGCGCUGCCGAUGUAAGCAACUUCUUCCUAAAAGUUUAAAGGAACUGCUGCACAAUGCUGUGCGAUGCAGUACUGACCACAGUGGCCUUAUAUUCUAAUUUUUUCAUACAAAGUAGGAUGUAUUUUAAACCAAUAUAUCCAUUUUAAAUGUCUAAACUAGUUUAGUUCCCUUAUAAUAUUUUAAUCAAGAACACCAUCAUCAUGAUAGACCUCAUGUGGAACAGAAAAUGGUGAAAUUAAGAUUUAUUUAUGUUCCGCCAAAUCAAGUUACCUCAUUACAUUUUUCAUGUGCAGUUGCAGGCCUAAAUUGUUUUUAUUAAUUCAGAGUAAAAUCAAAUCAUUCACACCUCUUCUGUCUCCACACAAUGUUUUUUUUUUGGAUUAUGUGUCCUUUAAAUUAUCUGCAUUUAAUCUGCUGUCAAUUGAUCAAAUACUGCAAAGGGCAACUUCAGUAUUUUCCCCAUGGUUUUCCGUCUAGUGACUUAUGGGGACAACAAUUUUUUUAAUUGGCCCGGUACUGAGGGAGAAAGCGUCAACAGCAAAACGAUGAUCGCUGCAAUAAUACAGUUUACUCCAAUUCACUUUCAUGAAAAAAACACAACAACAACCCUUUGUGCAUUUGAGGAACUCUUUAAUAGUUGAUUAUUUCUUCAAAGCUUAAACAUGUUCCAAAUAAAGAAACCAACUCUAAAGUAACUGUGUCACACUGUGUCAGGGUAUAAAACACGUAGGAUGCCUUGCAGUAAAUGGCGCUUGGUCUCUUAGCCACAGUGUGGGGCACGCGGAGUGGGUGGCACGCAGACCUUUGCCAACACCUCCAGCACACCAAAGAUCAAAGGCGCUUCGGCUGGCACACAGGCCGUGCUGCGUUCAUUUCCACUUCCUGCCGAACUGUAAAAAUUGGACAAGAGUCCACAUGAUAUCUUGAAAGUGCAAUGUACAGUCACUAUAAAUAAAGUUGCGGGCUGAAUGAGGCUUUGGGGGUCUAAGAAA